AAUAUUUCUUUUUCAAAAGAGGGUGAAAAUGUAAGAUAAACAUGGAAGUUACUUUUAUUGAUAUUUUCCGGUGGACUGAACAUGAAAUCAUUUCACUAUUGGUCGUUGGUGUUGUCACCGUUCACACUAUAAAUUUAUCUCGUCUCCGUUAAACGAUUAAACCUCACCGGAGAACUCCUAGUCAGUUCCGAUGGCACAGCUGUUGAGGAGGGUUUGGGAAUCGGUUUCCAGUGGUUGGAAUUCGAGUGAUUCUUCUUCAAACUCGCUAUACAAUUUGGACUACAGCCCGGUUCAUGGAACCCUAUCCGAUCAGAUUAUCAUCUGUUCCUCAUCCACUGGGGCAUUUGAUCAGUUGCCUCUAGAUAUAUUUAUGCAAAUACUCAAGCUUCUCGGACCAAAAGAGGCUGCUAGACUCACAUGUGUUUGCAAAUCGUGGAAAUUCAUAGUUUCAGAUAACAUGUUAUGGAUAUUCUUUCUUCAGAACCAACAGGAUCCCUGGGACUCAAUUUUCUUUGCGGAAACUAACUUACGAUCUGGUUUUCCUCUCCGAACGUAUCCUCGUCAGAUGCAAUCAUUUAUGCAUAUUUAUGGUGAACGAGCAAAAGUUCCUGGAGCUAUCAUCGUUGAUGGUGGUGCUGGUUAUUGCAAAUUUGGUUGGAGCAAGUAUGAUUCUCCAUCAGGGCGUUCAGCAACAUUUGUGGAAUUUGGUAACAUUGAGUCUCCAUUGUACGCUAGGCUUCGUCAUUUUUUUGCAACAAUUUAUAGCAGGAUGCGUGUUAAGUCAUCUAUGCAUCCAGUCAUUAUCUCAAUUCCAAUCUCCCAUUAUGAUGAUACUGGUGCUGAUAAAGCUUUUAGACGCCAACUCAAAGAAGCAAUUUACUCAGCAUUGUUUGGAAUGAAGGUUCCUUCUGUGUGUGCAGUCAGUCAGGCAACUUUAGCUUUGUUUUCAGCAAGAAGAACAUCUGGAAUUCUUGUAAAUAUCGGUUUCCAUCAAACAUCUGUUGUCCCAAUUUUACAUGGUAAAGUAAUGCAUAAAGUGGGUGUUGUAUCUACGGGUGUUGGAGGCUUAAAGCUUACUGAAUACCUUAAAGAGCAACUUCGUCUAAGAAAUCUACAUGUUUCUUCAUUAUACACUGUUCGCUCAUUGAAAGAGAAUCUUUGCUAUGUUGCUUUUGACUAUGAGAACGAAUUAAAGAAGGAUAAUACAAAAGCAUCAUACAAAGUUGCUUCUGAGGGAUUCUUUACUCUUGAGAAAGAACGUUUCCAAACAGGAGAGAUUCUCUUUCAGCCACAUAUUGCAGGAUUAAUAAAUGCAAUGGGUCUGCAUCAGGCAGUGGCAAAUUGCAUUGAGCGUUGCCAUGCUGCCAAAAUGAGAACCGAUCACACUUGGUUCAAGACAGUUGUGUUGGCUGGAGGCACUGCAUGUUUACCAGGUUUACAAGAAAGAUUAGAAAAGGAAGUACAUGAUCUUCUACCUCCCUCCAUAUCCAAUGGAAUUCGUGUCAUCACUUCCCCUUAUGGUGCUGAUUCUGCAUGGUAUGGAGCAAAGCUUCUCAGCAAUUUGAGCACAUUUCCAAAUUCAUGGUGCAUCACAGAGGAGACUCAGUCAAAGUCAAAAAGAUCCCUCAUAUGGUGAAAACUUAUAUGCUACAAAUAAGAGUGUUGUUGUUGUUGUUGUUAUUGUUGUAAUCUAUAUAAUUAUGUAAUAAUAAUAAUAUUUCAGUAUUUGUAAAAUAAGACACGAAAUAUUAUUUAUAAGAGUUGUUGUAUUGAAACUCACGGGAGAAACAUGAUUAGGAAUAAUUGUGAAACUAGAAUUAGCAGUAGUGAGAAGUGAUCGGAGAUGUUGUUGGAAGUAGAAUCUUGUGGUGGAACUGCGUCGCAGACAAGCCCAGCUUUGUUGUCGUGACAUAAGUUGGAGAAAAUGCCAGGUGGAUAGCUUCCAUAGAGGUUGAUGUAGCUGAACAUUUGUGUUGAACAUUGGUUUGAUAAGUCGUUUAAUUCAUCAGCGUAAGGGCAAGCGAAGUCUUUGAAAGCUUGACAGCAGAGAUUUGGGGGGUAUUUUGGUCCUUUGCAACGGCUGGUGAUGAUUGUGUAGUUCAUGGUCUCGAAGCUUAAUGGGCAUGCUGCACAUUCAAAUAAUGAAAUUUAAAACCUAAAAAAUUGUUUGAGUAGAAGCAAAUGGAUAAGUGUUAUUGGUUGUAAUUUUAUGAAAUUAGGGCAUGGAUUUAUGAAUGAAAUUGAUGAUAGUGAAUUGGGAGAAAUGAGGGAGACGUUUCUUAUCCUGGAGGAGAUUUCGUCCGAUUGAAGGUUGAGAAGGGAAGGCGUUAUCUGUUUAGAGAUAAGAAAUACGAUAAGAAUGUGAGGAAAUCCAUGGAAAACCCUAAAAACUUAGAACAAACCUGAAAGGGAAAAUGGUAAGAGUAGAAGUGGCAGCAGAAAGCAGAAAUUUGCGAUCGUCAUAGCAGAUUGUUUUUUUUUUUUUUUGAUGAG
Lactuca saligna is the source of this 2493-nucleotide messenger RNA. Lineage: Eukaryota; Viridiplantae; Streptophyta; Magnoliopsida; Asterales; Asteraceae. The record is from the annotation of a GenBank genome assembly.